Frankliniella occidentalis (western flower thrips) is the source of this 423-nucleotide messenger RNA. RefSeq names its product glutaminyl-peptide cyclotransferase. The transcript has 3 exons. Bases 1 to 423 code for a protein of 140 amino acids. NCBI's taxonomy places the organism in Eukaryota, Metazoa, Arthropoda, Insecta, Thysanoptera, Thripidae. Gene Ontology annotation, molecular function: zinc ion binding; glutaminyl-peptide cyclotransferase activity. The record is from RefSeq and is a predicted model, not a curated record.
AUGGAAAAAUUACCAGAAAUAGAAUUUCACACAGUUAAAAAACUGUUUGUAUUAUUGGACCUCUUGGGCGCCCCUGGAUCAUUUUUUUACAGCUAUUUCCCAGCAACUCAUGGUGCUUACCGGACUUUGGCAGCUGGUGAAAAAACUCUUGCUGCUCUCGACCAUUUAAAAGCUGUAGGUGCAAAAAAUGGUUGGAGAGGUAGACGAACUGCAUACUUUCAUGAGUCAUCAGCCUCACACUUUGUUGAGGAUGACCAUACUCCUUUUCUUCAAAGAGGAGUCCCUGUCCUUCACAUUAUCCCUCAUGAGUUUCCCGAUGUAUGGCAUACACAAAAUGAUAACUGGAAUGCCAUUGACCGCCCAACAAUAGAAGAUUUAAACAAAAUUAUGAGGAUGUUUGUUCUUAGUUAUUUAAAUAUUUAG